CAUCAAGUGUCACUGUCAGUAAAACGUCAACUGUCAUUGAAAAGCAAGGGGAGCCAUAAGGGUUCUUUUUUUGCUAAUUUUGUGUUCAGUUUGGGGAGUGCCUGAGAUUGCAUAGUAAAAAGUAUAUCAAAACACUAGUAAAAGUUUUUUAGGAUACGUUUAAAAUGGACGAUCCAUCAAAAACCCGAGCGCGUUGCUUCUUUGACGUGACUAUAGGAGGGCUAAGCAGUGGCAGGGUUGUUUUUGAACUUUUUACGGAUAUAUGCCCUAAGACUGCCGAAAAUUUUAGGUCCCUUUGUACUGGUGAAAAGGGACUCGGUAAAGAGACAAACAAACCUUUACAUUAUAAGGAUGUUGUUUUCCAUAGAGUUGUUAAAGACUUUAUAAUACAAGGUGGUGACUUUUCUAAUGGCAACGGAACAGGAGGUGAAAGUAUCUAUGGAGGAACCUUUGAGGAUGAAAAUUUUACCAUUAAGCAUGAAAAACCUUUGCUGCUUUCAAUGGCUAAUAGAGGAAAGGAUACCAAUGGGUCCCAAUUCUUUAUUACAACACAACCGGCCCCUCACCUCGACAAUAUUCAUGUGGUGUUUGGAAGAGUGGUUAGUGGAGCAGAUGUGAUCCGCCAGAUUGAAAAUUUACCUGUGGAUGCCAACAGUAGACCCCUACAAGAUGCCAAGAUUGUGAAGUGUGGGGAACUCGUGAGACAGACUAAGGCCAAGAAAGAGAAGAAGAAAUCAAAGGAAGAAAAUGAAAACAGUGGAUCGGAUGUAUCUGGAAAAGAAGCUGUAAAGGAGAAAAAAUCCAAAAAAAAGAAGAAGAAAUCCAAGGACAAGAAAGGUGACAAAGAAAAGUCAGACCAAGAAGCCAGUACAGAGGAAGAAGAUGAUGACGAAGAGGGGGAAGUAAAAGAGCCUCAUUGGCUGGCUACUGUGACUGACAUAAAGCCUGAGGAAAUUCCAGAAGUUCCCAGCAAUAAAUUUUUAAUGAGAGGCCCGCCCAAAGGGAAAGAUAAGGAAAAUAGGGACAAAGACAGGGAUAGAAAGAGAGGCGAUCGCGAAAGGGGCAGAGACAGGUAUGACAGAAAUAGGGAUGAAUACCAUAAUGGUGGUAAUUUUCGGAGAAGGAAACCUGUAGUUACUACUAAAAGUGGAAGGAUUAUUAAAGGAAGGGGAAGAUUUAGAUUUCACACUCCGUCAAGAAGUCGCUCCCGCAGUGUCACCCCCAUCCAUUGGAAGCAGGAGGAGAGAAGGAAAAUUAAAUUUUCUGAGCUGGAACGAAUCGAAGCUGAAAAGAAGAAGAAAGAGCAAGAGGAUGCGAAUAAUUUCUUGCUGAUUUCACGUAAACGCCACCGUUACGAUACAACAGCGACACCUCCCACGUCUCCUCCAAGGCGUUCGAAUAUCUAUAAACAGGGUGAAGUGAAUGACUAUAACGCCUUAGAUUAUGAAGAGAACCAGUCUGAAGAAGAGGUGCAUAGAAGGGAUGUACCCAGUUUGGUUCAGUACCCUCUUCCAGGAGCAUAUAAAGAGUUUAAGGCCCCCGAAAAGGAACGACGCAAUGAAAAAUCCGACGAGAAAGAACCGCCGAUAGUAAACGAAAGAUCGGAACUUUUGGCGAUGGCUCUCGGGGUGCAAGUGAAAACCGGAGAUCCGUCGGAGGAGGAGGCGGUCUUUAGUGGUUACGCUAAAAAGCAAUUGCAGCUACAGCAACAGGAAGAGAUGCAAAAUCCCCAUCUUACCAAGCUUGACCAAAUAAACGCUCGACUUGCUAAAAUGGCCAAUCAAGAGGCACCGAGGCGCAACCAGAGAUCCCGAAACGGUGACUAUAACGAAAGAAGUCACCGAAAUAAGUUUGAAAUUGAAAAACCUGCUGUGGAUCGAGAGAGAGGGGAUUACGAUUCGCACCGUAAUGGUCGCCAUUAUGAGAACAACGUGAGGCCGAGAAGACCGGAUGCGCCAAGAAGUCGGGUACAAGUGGUUCAGAAAGAUUCUCAGCCUCCUCAACAAUCGAGAGAUGAUAGCAGAAGGGAAAAAGACUCGGAUAAACGUACUUAUCAUAGGGACGGUCGGAGACAUCGGUCUGGAUCGAGGGACAGGCAUCACAGAAGGAGUAGUGGCGAUAGAAGGAGGAGCGAAGAACGACACAAAAGACGCUCAGAAGAAAGAUCCAGAACGGAAAAAACUAAAGACAUCUCCAAGAAGCUCGAGGACAACGAGGCGGAGGAAAAAUACAAAAAACUUUUGAUUUUACGUAAGAAAAUGGAACUGCUGGAACUGAAAAAGAGGAAAGAGGAGGAGCAGAGACUACUGGAAGAAAAACAACGCAAAGCGAUGGAAGAACAGGAGAUGCUAGAGAGGGCCAAGAAGGCCAAACGCGAAGCGAUCGAAAAGGAAAAAUUGAUGAAAACCAUGAAAGUUUUACAGCAAAUUGAACAGAAAGCGCCCGCUAGAAAGAGAAGGAGCUCUAGUUCUUCGUCUAGUAGCAGUAGCAGCAGCGAUGACUCUAGAACAAGAAAAAGGAAAAUUAGCAGUCGUAAGUCCCGAUCUCGAUCCAAAGGUAGAUCGAGGCGAAGAUCGUCUAGCUCCAGUUCGAUUUCUAGCUCAGACUCUUCCAGGGACAGGAGAGUAAGAAAAAGGAGGCGUUAAUCAUAUAAUAAUUAUUGGAUGAUUACUUUUAUAUAUUGGGUAUGCUUAAUAGGUUCGGUAUAAGAGUUAUAAUAUGUAACAAAUACAUAUUUUCAUUUUAUCAACACAUAUGGUAAAAAGUACUUUAUUUUACGGAAAAAAAAUACACAACUAUUGUUACUUUAUUUUCUUUUUGGUCCUCAGUAAUAUGUUUAUUGUCAUGUCAUGUAAUGUAGAUGUAAGUCGGAUAAUCAAAUAAAGAUUUUUUUCUGUA
Molecule: messenger RNA, 2898 nt
Organism: Anthonomus grandis grandis
Lineage: Eukaryota; Metazoa; Arthropoda; Insecta; Coleoptera; Curculionidae
Gene: Moca-cyp
Product: peptidyl-prolyl cis-trans isomerase G
Exons: 16
Coding region: 165-2645 (826 amino acids)
Biological process (GO): protein peptidyl-prolyl isomerization; protein folding
Cellular component (GO): intracellular membrane-bounded organelle
Molecular function (GO): peptidyl-prolyl cis-trans isomerase activity
Source: RefSeq, a predicted model, not a curated record